Messenger RNA from Sphaerodactylus townsendi, 1932 nucleotides. It is a transcript of the gene FBXO5, whose product is annotated as F-box protein 5. Gene Ontology annotation, molecular function: protein binding. The coding region runs from base 1 to 1194 and encodes 397 amino acids. Gene Ontology annotation, biological process: regulation of mitotic nuclear division; negative regulation of meiotic nuclear division. The transcript has 4 exons. Lineage: Eukaryota; Metazoa; Chordata; Lepidosauria; Squamata; Sphaerodactylidae. The record is from RefSeq and is a predicted model, not a curated record. Gene Ontology annotation, cellular component: nucleus.
AUGAAGUGUGAUUUUAAUUGUAACCAUCUUCAUUGUGGGCUCCCAUCGCUAAAACCAAGUGAAACGGAUACAAGAACAGAAGAAUCUACUGCUUCUGAUUACAGUGAAGAGUUUUGCAAAGACUGCGCCAAAGAGUAUCAGAAGCUUUUGUACAGUGACCUGCACCAUGGGAACAUAAGAAAUGCCAGCAUCAAAAGUGAAGAGAAGUUCAUACAUAACAAAGAAAAUCAACAAAUAUCGUGGCCUGCUAGGAGAACAAAUGCAGUGGAAAGUAGCAAAUUCAGUGAGGACAGUGGAUAUUCCUCUUUGCUAAGUAGUCCGCAUGAACCCUUUGAGCAUGAUGACAGUUUGCCAUUGGCAGGAAACCUUGAGACACCUAACUGCCGGUUCAUUCAGAAUAAAAGUCAUCUGCACUGUUCAAAAAGGAAUUUGCUUCCAGUGCGCCAUUUUGAGGAACUUGUUUGCUCAACUUUAAAAAGAAACAAUAAAAGAAAUCCAAAGUCAUUGGGUAUUUUUCUGGACAAAAUGGUUUCCAGAGGAAGCCUGGGUUUUAAGAAUCUAAUUGGCAGAAAAAUGGGAGUGGAUCGUUUGGACAUACUUAGUGAAUUAUUCAACAGAGAAUUCAGACAUAUAUUAACAAACAUCCUAAGGCACCUCAGUGACAUAGACUUGAUAAACAUGGCUAAAGUAAGCACAACGUGGAAGAAAAUUUUACAAGAUGACAAGCGGGCUUUUCAGACAUAUAACAAAGCAUUAAGAUUAAUUUGUCAUAACAGUGCAAAAUCUUCAAAAACAAGUGACACAAGAGAAUACAUUCCUCAUCGAGAAGUGUUAGCACUUGUUCAAAAAGCAUCAAUUGUGCAAAACGCAAAAAAAUCAUCCGGUUUCAAGGUUGACCACAGUAGUCGGAGUUCUUACAGCCGGCACACACAGUUUUCGGAGAUUGCCAAGACACUGAAAAAUACUGAAAGCCUGAAAAUUUGCCACCGUUGUAGCUCUCCUGCAAAAUACGAUUCUCACCUACAAAGGGCAGUGUGUAUUCGUGAAAGCUGUGGUUUUGACUUUUGCACUAAGUGCUUGUGCAGUUACCACAAUGCCAAGAAUUGCUUAAGUGAAAAGCCUGUGAAACCAGCCUCCAUACGAGGACCUCUUCCUGGUACCAAAAAAAGCAAGCAGAAUUUGCAAAGAUUAUGAUUUGUGUAGGAUGACUUUAGUGCUAGUGCACCCUAUAGGUUAUCUGGAGAUCCUUCAAAAAAGUGAACAUGAAAGUACUAGCUCUUUAUAAAUGUUUUAAAGAAAAUAUAAAUGUUUCUUGCAGUUCUUUCCAAUAGUUGCUUAAAAAAAAGCUUGUUUGAAAGGAACUUUGUGUAACUAUUGCCCUAUGAUUCCCUGCUUUUUUAAAAAAGGAAAAGAUAUUCAGCAAAAAUUUUAAACAGUAUCCACUGUGUGAUUUAAAAAUUAGCAGGCUAAUAAGCCAUUUUGGCAAGUAGUCCUGCAAUAGAAUUUUAUUAGUGCAUGAGGAGAGUGAGGGAAUAAUAAAAUUGUUUUUAAUAAAUGAACUUAUUUUUAAUUAUAUAUUUUGACUUCAUGCCUCCUGGAAAAAAAACUUUUUAUAUUAGAAGCUACAAGGAUAGAGUUAUAUACUUGAUGCCUGAAAUUUCUACCAAGUGUGUGAUCUGGUCAUUUUCCAAAUAUUUUGCUUUCUCUCAUGGCUGCAGGCUUCAGAAUCCAUGAAAUUUAAACUAAUGCUAAAGUUAUCCCCCACCCCCACUCUUGUGUAUGUAGCCUGGAUAUUUUAUCUCCUUUUCUGGACAAAUAUUCUGGUUACCAGCCUUUCUUUACUCCUUUAUUGAAGUUUUUUUCUGUAUAUAUUUGUAAAUACGUAAAUAUUUGUCUGUUUGCUGAAAAAUAAACUUAACUUUAUAAACUAAA